AUGCCAGCUAUUGGCAAAGAAGAUUACAGCACUGAUGCGUUUAUUGAAAAGUUCCUCUCUCCCUCCAAUUUGGGAAAUGAGGCCCUCCUGACGCAGCAUUUGCUCGGUCAACCUUACUUCAAGUCGGUAUCUCAGUCAGACAUUGUGGUAGAGUGGCAGCAGGUGGCAAGUCAUGGAAACGCAAAGCGUGACCAAGGGAGGCUUUCAAAGAAAGUUUCGGAAACAAGUGACGGAAAGUUCUACAUGGAGCAACACUAUGUGAAAGUCAACGGUCAAUGGAAGAUUGCGGCUAUUAAGCCUAGUCUGUUAUUUGAAACAGGAAAUUUUGUGAAAGUGCGGACCUCAAACGAGUAG
This is a messenger RNA of Penicillium nucicola, 354 nucleotides long. RefSeq names its product NTF2-like protein. NCBI's taxonomy places the organism in Eukaryota, Fungi, Ascomycota, Eurotiomycetes, Eurotiales, Aspergillaceae. The record is from RefSeq and is a predicted model, not a curated record. The transcript has a single exon. Gene Ontology annotation, biological process: melanin metabolic process. Gene Ontology annotation, molecular function: scytalone dehydratase activity. The coding region runs from base 1 to 354 and encodes 117 amino acids.